This is a messenger RNA of Kluyveromyces marxianus DMKU3-1042, 1257 nucleotides long. RefSeq names its product protein translocase subunit TIM44 (gene TIM44). Lineage: Eukaryota; Fungi; Ascomycota; Saccharomycetes; Saccharomycetales; Saccharomycetaceae. Gene Ontology annotation, molecular function: protein-folding chaperone binding. The record is from RefSeq and is a predicted model, not a curated record. Gene Ontology annotation, cellular component: mitochondrial inner membrane. Gene Ontology annotation, biological process: protein import into mitochondrial matrix. The transcript has a single exon. The coding region runs from base 1 to 1257 and encodes 418 amino acids.
AUGUUGAGGGUUAAUGGUCAACAAGCAGUGAAGCAGCGGGUGUUUUCGCGGACAAGCGUUGUUCGUACUUUUACAGCAUCUUCGACGCAGUUGAACAAUCCUAGAUCGCCGUUGCAGAUUUUCCGUGAGACGUUCAAGCAGGAAUGGAAGAAGUCCCAAGAGUUGCAAGACAAUAUCAAGGCGUUGCAAGAUGCGUCUGGGAAGUUGGGUGAGUCAGAAGCAUACAAGAAGGCUCGUGAAGCAUAUAUCAAGGCACAGAAGGGGUCUACUAUUGUGGGAAAGACGUUGAAAAAGACUGGUGAGACUGUUGAAAAGGUAGCUUCAAAGGCUUGGGAGUCUGAAAUUGCCAAGAGCACAAGACAAGCGGUGAACAAGACUGCCGAAAAGUUGGACGAAAGUUUUGAGCCUGUGAGACAGACCAAGGUUUACAAGGAUGUGAGUGAGGUGAUUGAUGAUGGGGACUCAUCACGUUACGGUGGGUUUAUUUCUAAGGAAGAGAGACGUUUGAAGUUGGAACAGGCUAUUGCUUCUGGUAAGAGAUCAAGAGCUGUGAAAUCAAACGAAGCUGCUGGAACUGCGCUAGUCGCCACGAACGUUGAGUCGAAGGAGUCGAUUGGUAAGAAGAUCGAGGACUUCAAGGAGAAGACUCCAGUGGGUCGUAAGCUACACGAAUUCAAGAUCAAGCUGUGGGAUGAAAGUGAGAAUCCGUUGAUUGUGAUGCUCAGAACUAUCUCAAACAAGGUUGGUGGAUUAUUCGCCGAGACAGAAAGUGCCAGAGUUUAUGGUCAGUUCAAGAUGAUGGACCCAGGUUUCAACACUGAAGACUUCACCAAGCACCUAAGAGAAUAUAUCAUUCCUGAAGUAUUGGAAGCGUAUGUCAAGGGUGAUGAAGCUGUGUUGAAACAAUGGUUCAGCGAGGCUCCAUACAACGUUUAUGCGGCACAGCAGAAACAGUUUAGAGAACAAGAGCUAUUUGCUGAUGGUAGAAUCUUAGACAUCAGGGGUGUCGAAAUCGUAAGUGCCAAGCUUCUACCUCCUCAGGAUAUCCCUGUGCUAGUUGUCGGUUGUCGUGCUCAAGAAAUCCACUUGUACAGAAGAGCCAAGACCGGUGAGAUUGCAGCUGGUGCAGAAUCCAAUAUAUUAAUGAGUUCAUAUGCCAUGGUCUUCACCAGAGACCCAGAGACUGUAGAUGAUAAGGAAACCGAAGGCUGGAAGAUCCUAGAAUUCGUUCGUGGUGGCUCCAGACAAUUCACUUAA